This is a messenger RNA of Prorocentrum cordatum, 2144 nucleotides long. The record is from the annotation of a GenBank genome assembly. Lineage: Eukaryota; Dinophyceae; Prorocentrales; Prorocentraceae.
GGGAGCCAAUAGGGGGUCCGUAGCCAUUUUGGCUCAAGCCGUUUUGGCGCAAGCAGUGCUGGCUCGGGCGACCGCGGACCACGGGCGCGCGUCCGGUCCGAUACAUCUGCCCAUGCCAUUGCGCGCCACCGCCAACACAGCCACCUGGCGGGAGAGCGCCUGCGCCGGGCGGCGCAGCCGCGGCCGGGCAAGCCCCGCCAGAGGAGGUGCCGAGCCAGGCCUUGGAGCGUGACGGCAGGCCCCCGGCCAGCACCGUUCGGGGGCCGUGGUGCGGCGCGCCGUAUCCCCUGUUCGAGGACCGCGGGCUCUCGGAGGAGGCGCGCCUGCUCGUUCCCGCGCCCUUCUCCGCCGCCGCGGCAAGCCUCAUCGCCCCGUCCAGGCGGCACCUGUCCAAGGGCCGGCAGCUCGAGCACGCCUGGAGCUUCCGCGUCGAAUCCUGUGGCCCUGGGGAGCCUUGCCACUUUGUGGUCUUCGCCGAGCUGGACGCGGAGGCGGCCGCUCUUCCAGAGGUGGGCCCGCGGUACGACGUGGGUCUCCGUGGGCGCUCGUUGACGCUGUGCGCCACGGGGGAGCCGUCAAGGACGCCCAGAGGCUUUAGCAGCCCGGCGAGGUGUGCGGUGAUGGAGCCUGGCGGAUACAGCCUCUCAGUCGUGGUCACAUUCGAGCGCUUGGACCACGCGUGCAUGCCAAAGAACGUCUGCGCUGGGGGCUGCGCGUGCCAGACUCUCAACUUGUCGUCGUCCAGAGUGACCUUCCGAGCUCUUGACACGGCGGCUGGCUCGCCUCCCCCUCCUGCCUCGCUCCCGCCUUGCGGGCCGUCUGGGCCAAGCCCAGCCGAGGGGCGGUGGGUACUGUGGGAGGGCGGGGACCCGCACAAUUGGACGUGGUCUCCAUGGCUCUGCAGCUUGGGGUGGGCGCGCUCCGUGGAGAAGCGCGACUGCCCUCGGAUAUGGCUCGUCGGCGACUCUCACAUGCAUCAGGUUCAUGCGAAGCUGGGCAGCUGGAACUGGACGCGCCCGAAGGACGUGAUGCAGAGCUUCUACUUCCGCGGUUCUGGCAUCUUCAAGCGCGACAUCGCCCCCCGAGAUUUCAAUGACAUGGUUCAGCGCGCUGCCCGCGGCGAUUGCAACGGCACGCCUUACCCAUAUCCUCUCGAGGAGGGUGGCGUCAGCGGCGCUUUUUUGCACUACGUGAUGAAGCGUGUUCACGAGAUGGCUGAGAACGACGUCGUCGUCCUUUCUGCAGGGACCUGGGAUCUGCGCGACGAUACCGUGGAGGCGUUCCUGGGCGACUUGGCUCGCUUCCUAGAGGCAUCCAGAGCCCAGAGGAGUGAGAUCAAACGGCGCGGGGCACGCGUAUUCUGGCGCACGGCGCCCCCAUAUUCUUUCCACAAGAGCAUGUGGCAAGGGCGCGAGGGGCGCACCAACGAGAAGCUGGCCGCCGCGAGCAUCGGCGCCAAGGAGCUGGCGGCCAGGGAGGGCCUGGAGGUCUGGGACAGCUACCGCGUCCUGGCGGCGCGCUGGGACAGCCCCUGCGACACGCACCACUAUUUGUGCGGCAAGAGCCCCUUUGAGCCAGGUGUCGACGACUUGUCCGUCUUCCUGUCUUUGGUCUGCAAGCGUCCAGGGCUCUGAGUGCUGCUCCCUUGAAUUAUAUCGAAAGAACCAUGGUAAUCCGAUGAUCAUCGUCCCGACAGGUCGCAUCGCAUUUCCGAGCUCCAAUGGGGGAGCCGCCUGGGGGUAUUCCAAUUUGUUGGUUUGAAUCGAGGGAGGUGGCAGAGACUCAGGUUAGCGGUCGGUAGAUUGGGCGAGGUGGCAAAUAUUAUCCAGGAGCAGCAACGACCCCAUCCCCGAAGGGGAACAAUGGGGUUAGACAAGGAACCGCGAUUGACCAUCUCCUGCCCAGAAGACGGGUGGGUUUUUGAGUUAGGAGACCCCAUGCGAGGAGUUGUUUGGGUCGGUUCCGGCGAAGCCAUCAUCAAAUGUCCUGUCAAUGCUGUCGCCGAUGACCACUUCGACAAUUUGUGUCACUUUUCAAUGGACACUCACCCAAUGCUGUCGCCGAUGACCACUUCGACAAUUUGUGUCACUUUUCAAUGGACACUCACCCAAAGGGGUGGGCAGAUUUCCUUGCCUUAGAUGAAC